AUAUUCAUUUAAAACUAGUGGUAGAUAAAGUUGAAGAAAACCCAAAGCGUAGGUGGAAGUAUAAAAACAAAUGGGAAGUCCUAUAUAUCGGUUUUUCCAGUUGGUGACAUCACAAAUUAAUUUGUGAUAAAUUUUUUUUUCGAUUUAUUAUUGUGCAUCUAUUACUCUUAGCGUGUAUUACAAAAAUGUAUAUUUACGAUUUACCUUACACAGAUAGAGACAAAUUGUGUCAACUUAUGGAUAAAGAUAAUAAAUGGCAAGAACUUGGAGGAGUUCAUAUGAAGUACGAUAUUUUAACUUUGGAGGAAAUAAAAAGAAUCAGUAAAGGAGGUUCUUCACCUACAUCGGAAUUGUUGAACAUUUGGGGUCAUCAGAAUCAUACUGUGUUGGAAUUGUUUGUUUUACUUCAUCGUAUGAAACAAUAUCAAUCAAUGAUAUUAAUCAAAAACUUUGUUGAUAAAAAAUAUCACGUUUUAAUUAAAGACGGUGUCGGUAAUUUGGAUCCUUUAACGAGACAGAAACUUAUGCAAACUAAGAAAACAAAAAAUAUAGAUUAUAAAAUAAAUCUCGAUAACUAUGAAGGUUUUUCUGAAAAAAUUAUAAAUUCUCCAAUCGUGCCACAACUGCCGGAAAUAGUUACCAACGAAAAUAACGAAAGCGUUUGUUUUCCUUUACCAAAGUCACCAGUUAAUUUUGGUAGAUCAAAAGUAACUGCAUCAGAUAUAUCUAUUGUAGCCGAAUCUGUAGGGGGAAUACCUUCUAUUCCUUAUGAGGAACUCCAGAAGUCCACAAACAAUUGGGACGAAAAAACCGUUCUGGGAAAAGGUGGUUUUGGAAAAGUUUAUAAAGGAACGUGGAAAUGUACACAAGUAGCUAUUAAACGUUUAGAUCAAAAAGACCAAAAGGAAUACGAAACAGAGCAAAUAAAACAAUCCAUAACAGAAUUGCAUUGCUUAAAUGCUUAUAGACAUGAUAACAUUCUUCCAUUGUAUGGAUACAGCAUAGGGGGACCACACCCUUGUUUGGUAUACCAGUACAUGGCAGGAGGUUCAUUGGAUAAUCGUCUUAGAACCAAAGAUGCAGAAAAAUUAUUAAACUGGCCUCAGAGAUUGAAUGUAGCUAUUGGAGUAGCUAGAGGUCUUCAGUUCCUCCACACCAAUAUGAUAAACAGGAAACCAUUGGUUCAUGGAGACAUAAAAUCCGCCAACAUUUUGCUAGAUCCUUGUAACCAGCCACGGAUAGGUGAUUUUGGUUUAGCCAGGGAAGGUCCCCAGAGCCAUUACACUUACAUCAAAUUGAAAACUAUGUAUGUAUAUCUCUUCACUCCUGAAGGUGUCAUAAUAGAAACAUACCGCUUCGAUUUGAAAUAUAACAAAGAUUCUAAUUUUUCAUACAAAACCGAAGAUAAAAAAACACCAGAAGAAGUUUUCACUGCUACUAUUUUUUUUCUAAAAGGUGUUAACAAAUUGGGUACUUUGGAUAAAUUGGAUGAAACCACAAAACUUGAUAUCGAAAUGUUGCUUACCAAUGAUUGUCCAGAUGAUUACCGACCUCCAUAUUUUCAUAAAUCUGAUAAUCCGAUCCACAACACCAUUCAAAAUUAUACUCUUUUGGGUCAAAUUACUACAGGGUUUCAUAAAUUAUCAUCCAGAUGUUCCGGAUUGAAGUUACCUCUGGAAAGUAUCAAAAAAGUAUCGAAAACUACGCUAGACCUAAACGAAAAUACUUUCGAUAUGGACAUCGAAUCGGUUCAGAAUUCCCAAGUCAUAUAUACCCAGGAACAAUACGAUACAGCUUAUAGCACAGUUAAUUAUGGACAAUAUAGAAAAGAUUAUGAAGUGCUUAAUAUACUCGACGAUAGCGAAGAAGAAGAACAACAACAACAAGAAGCGGAAGAUGUAGUAAAAGCUUGUCCGAAGAAAAGAUUUGAUAACAGUAACAUAACCGUAUCAGAUCGCGUCGAAACGUCGAUAGAGAGCAACAUAGGAAUAUCUUGCAUCUGUAAAUUAGAAGCUCCGGGAUUCAUUUCCAUUAUACGUUGCGCCCAAUGCGAACAACCGUUCCACGCACCGUGCUACGAUUGUUUUACGGACAAUCCGAAUUUUGUAUUUACAUGUUUGGACUGCAGGAGCGCGGAUAAGAACAUCCCCGUUUCAUUAGUUAAAGAAACGUCUUUGAAAGCUAAAAUGCGGAUAAUUCUGCUAUGCCUUAUGAAAAUUGGAGCGAUACCAAAAGGAAUAUUGAACUCAAUAAAUCCUGAGGACGAACAGUGGAUCAUUCAGAAAAUGAUCAGUUCGAAUCUUUGCGAACCGGAAACGAAAUCUUUAUCCAAUUGCCUUGUUCUAUGGCCAAAAGUAGAUACUUUUUUGGAAGUGUUAACUAAUGAUAAAAGAAUAUCAAUACAAAAUUUGUUUCAUUAAGAUUAAUGUAACUAAUGAAAAUGAUUAUAAUUCAGUUUUAAGUUGAAAAGUUAAAAUUCAAUAUUAGGUUUGUUUUGUUGUUUAGAGUUAAAAACGUUCUAAUUAAAGUUUAUGUUCUGCGUC
This is a messenger RNA of Diorhabda carinulata, 2543 nucleotides long. RefSeq lists its product as uncharacterized. Lineage: Eukaryota; Metazoa; Arthropoda; Insecta; Coleoptera; Chrysomelidae. The transcript is spliced from 10 exons. Gene Ontology annotation, molecular function: ATP binding; protein binding; protein kinase activity. The record is from RefSeq and is a predicted model, not a curated record. Gene Ontology annotation, biological process: signal transduction; protein phosphorylation. Bases 186 to 2420 code for a protein of 744 amino acids.